This is a messenger RNA of Harmonia axyridis, 1446 nucleotides long. RefSeq names its product leucine-rich repeat-containing protein 70-like. Gene Ontology annotation, molecular function: protein binding. Bases 217 to 1401 code for a protein of 394 amino acids. NCBI's taxonomy places the organism in Eukaryota, Metazoa, Arthropoda, Insecta, Coleoptera, Coccinellidae. The record is from RefSeq and is a predicted model, not a curated record. The transcript has 5 exons.
GGGCUUUCCAAAGGGGUGGUUGCUUGCGAGCGUGAAGAAAACUGUACAUGGAAAAAUACGUGAAGCGGUAAACAGAUUUUCGAACAAAUCAACGGCAGAAUGAGGGUUAUUGAAAAUAUGAAGCAGAAUUUCCAAUUAAGAUAUUCUCUGAAGUCAUCCAUAUGGAAAAUGAUAUUUUGAGCACUGAGCUUUUUGGCUUCACCAGGGGACUUGAGGAUGCCAUCUAAAGAAUGCUAUGCAACGAGCAUCUUCAUUAUUCUUUGUCUUCUUGUUGAUAUUGGUCUAUCGGAUGUGGAAAUUUUGUGUCCUUCAGAAUGCAUUUGUUUAUCUCAGACACAGGUUCUUUGCAAUUCAGGAGGUCUUCGUAGCAUACCAUUGACCUUGUUGCCAGUCACUGUUGAGCACCUAUCACUGACCAGGAACAACUUCUCAGUCAUCAAAAGCGAUGCUUUCGCUGGUCUCAAGCACCUUAGGAAGCUGCACCUAGACGGCAACAACAUAUCUACCAUCAAGCCUUUUGCCUUCCGCGGUCUACCUAGGCUGAAGGAACUGUCCAUUCAACAAACUCCCUUGACAACAGUCCCUAGGUUUUCGUUCGCUGGACUGCAGAACAUAUCGUCAAUUAUUUUAAGUCACAACAAGAUCGUCCAAGUGGAAUCUUAUGCGUUUGCGGGAACAACGAAUCUCAAAACUAUAGUGUUAACUAACAAUCCCAUCAUCAAACUGGAAAGCAACGCAUUUAGUGGUUUGAUCAGUGUUGAGAGAUUGUGUUUUCCUUCCGGUAUAAGAAUAAUAGAACCCGAUGCUUUUAGUGGUUUAGACACAGUUGAACAUUUGAAAUUAUCCUUCAUGGAUCUACCAGGUGUGGACGCAAGUACUUUUAGGGGUUUAAUAAAUAUUGGUGUGUUUUCGAUACAAGAAUCGGACUUGGGCAUCAUAGAAAGUGAAGCUUUCGAGGGUGUCACUAAUAUCAAAGUGUUGAACUUUAUAAACAAUAAGAUUGACUCCAUACUAGGCAUGAACAUUUCCCAAGAUCACAAUAUAGGUACUUUAAAACUUUAUGGGAACCAUAUAUUGGAAAUUCCUAGAAGUGAAACUCUGAAUAUUGUGGUCCAUAAACUCAUAAUAAAGUCAAACCAUUUUCCUUGUAACUGUCAAGUUAAAAAUCUUUUAGAAGGACCGUUAGUCAACGGAAGUAUUUCAGAAUUCUUGUCUGAAAACUAUUGCAUAUCUCCUUUAGAUAUGAAUGGUAGAUUAAUGAGUUAUUUGGAUUUUGACAGCAUCAUCAAAUGCCAGGAGGAUGUUACUAAAGAGAGCUUAGAAACGGCAAGAGACACAGCAGGUGGACUAUUGAGGGAAUUGUCAUGUUAUAUUUUAUUUCUGUUAUAUUUUUACCUAUAAGAAAAUUGUGACUGAUUGUUCAAAAAUAAAAAUCUAUUUUAUGAA